CGCACGCUGUCGCCCCUCAGGCUUCCGUCCUCCCUCACUUUGGUCAGUCAGUCAGUCAGUCGUAAUGUCUAAUAAUAACUCCAGCAGCAGUAAUGUGGUCACGGCACAGAAAAUCGUCAAACAGCUCAGACUGGAGGCCAAAAUACGACGAAUUCACGUCUCUCAAGCUGCUACGGACCUGAAGAACUUCUGCCUCCAGAAUGCACAUAAAGACCCACUGCUGAUGGGGGUGCCAUCCAGCGACAACCCUUUCAGACCUCCAACCUCCUGCAGGUUGCUUUAGGAGCUGUUGAAGAUGUUGCAGUUGCGGAAACGUUUGCUAACUUCACACUACCCCGUCAAGACAUCCUGGAGCACUACAGAAACACACACACAAUACAUUGGUUAGCAUUAAAGCGCACCUUGCUGUGUUUGUCUUAAAAACACACUCACUUUAUCUCUGCAGAGCUGAUAGUUUGUGUUGCCGUUUUAUUUUGUGUGAACUGUUACUCACUUUGGCUAUACUGAAUAAUUACGUUAUGACAGAUUGUAUCACAUAAUAUUUUGUUGUUGUCCUAUUUGGUGUAAUGCAAAAAACAUGUGAAAAUACAAAAACACUACAUGCACAUUGGAAAGAAUAUAAAUAAGAAACAUUGUUUUUCUAUCAAAAAUAGGAUGUACUUAGUUUAGUUUUUAUACUAAUUUAUAGAUGGUAUUUAAGCCGCAGAAUUAGGUUUGCCCUGAGAUUCUAAAUGGCUGUCUGUUGAAAAAACUAGUUACAUGUGAACUUCAUAUUUCUCAUUGUCUUUUACUUAGCUUACUUUUAAAAUAAAAGCAUGCUUGACUGAAGAUUUAUCUGUGCCUUUACAACUUUUUGUAAGAUUUGAAAUAAAAAAUACUUUUGUCUCUA
Molecule: messenger RNA, 889 nt
Organism: Triplophysa dalaica
Lineage: Eukaryota; Metazoa; Chordata; Actinopteri; Cypriniformes; Nemacheilidae
Exons: 3
Coding region: 65-283 (72 amino acids)
Biological process (GO): G protein-coupled receptor signaling pathway
Cellular component (GO): heterotrimeric G-protein complex
Molecular function (GO): G-protein beta-subunit binding
Source: RefSeq, a predicted model, not a curated record